GUAUGAUAACCUCUGUGCACUGAUUGCACGAUGGCUACGAGGAAACGAAGAGGCAUGCACACAUCGCCAGGUAGCUCCACAAUGUUCGGCUCGUCACCAAGUAAUUUAAGGUCGAGUCGUUUAAAUUUUCGUCCGAAUUCGGCUCAAGAAGACAGAGGUGGAACUCGGCCGACGGCUGCCCCAAGUUCUAUAGGUCUUAUACUUGUAACGAUGUUUCUACACGUUUGCAAAAAGUCUCUGCUAUUCGAUACAAGGCUCAAGGUAGCUAUAUAUUGCGGCGCGAUAUUCGUAGUAUCAUUAGUAGCAGAUUUUAUCACCAUGCCAAGAACAUAUUUCUCGCGUCCAGAUAAUGCUCUCAACCAGUAUUUUGUAAAGUGGGGAUGGGGAUGGUUACUGACCGUAACUGUUCCAUGGGUUGCAUUGACCGCGCACACACUUGGAUGUGGUCGUAGAUCAGUUUUACUUAAACACCUUGCCAGAUUGGGUUUAGCCACAACUGCAUGGUUAUUAUGGAUCAAAUUGUUUAAUUAUAUCGAAACAAAUUAUGGCCGAUGCCUUAGCACAAAGGAUAUACAAUUACAGACAAAAACAAAAUGUCUCCAAUCUGGUAAAUUUUGGAGUGGUUUUGAUAUAUCCGGGCAUACAUUUAUUCUUAUAUAUUCAAGCUUGAUUUUAGCCGAGGAAGGCUCUUCGUUAGUCGGCUGGGAGGGUAUAAAGGAUUUAAUUAUGCGCGAAGAACAUUCGCGAGUUACACCAAAUGAGCCCAAUAUCGGACCACUUCGAAAUCUUUCUGAUUCCGAUUUGGAAUUUUUAAAGAAAGCACAUAAAGCGCUUACCCCUUAUUUGAGAGGUCUCUUCGUUGCAAUGACACUGCAACAAUUACUUUGGGAUACUAUGUUGAUAUCUACAAUGCUCUAUUAUCAUAUUAUGAUAGAAAAAUUUCUUGGAGGUGUAGCCGCUAUUUUAACAUGGUAUGUUACCUAUCAAUGGUGGUUUAAGUCUCCAAAAAACUCAUUGCCCGCGCCCGGUGAUGGUUUAUUUAAGUACAAUGAAACAAAAACCCAUGACAAUUGUUCGAUCAGAUCGAGACGUAGUACGCUGAAUGGUACCAAUAGAUUUAUGGGAUUUCCUAUCCGCCCAAGUCAGGAUAAUAUCGACACAAUUGGUACUAAUAGGCAAUCAGAUUCGGAGAUAUCUGCUUCCAGGACAUAAAAAUGAUCAAAUAAUUCUCUAGCUUUCACAUUUAUCAAUAGAAUUGGACAUUUCUGAUACGUUUAUAUCACCUUUUUACAUAUAUGUAGAUUGAAUGUAAAAAUGUAGUAUCCUGAGAUGCUUACAUUUAUUUAACAUAUUUCUAUAAUAGUUUUACCUCUUUUAAUUUGUGCAGAUAUUUAAUAGUUGUAGAGUUUAAAUUUAUCUGAUGGAAGAAAAUGCUAGUAAAAUGAUAUUCUCCGAGUCUUGUAUAUAUAGCAUUUUAAUGUACAUACUUUGAACUUUGGAUAAAUUGUAUUUAUUACUGGUGUGGUUUUGUCAAAUUAAAGCUGCUAUUUUCUUUUUAAAAUAGAAACCAGUUAUGUAAGUAUUGUGAUUUAUUGUAAUUUACUAAUUUAUAUAUGAAAUAUUAAAUAAAAUAAUUUUUUUACCUCCUCA
Bombus huntii is the source of this 1650-nucleotide messenger RNA. It is a transcript of the gene Fitm, whose product is annotated as acyl-coenzyme A diphosphatase FITM2. The transcript has a single exon. Gene Ontology annotation, cellular component: endoplasmic reticulum membrane. Lineage: Eukaryota; Metazoa; Arthropoda; Insecta; Hymenoptera; Apidae. Bases 31 to 1212 code for a protein of 393 amino acids. The record is from RefSeq and is a predicted model, not a curated record. Gene Ontology annotation, biological process: lipid droplet organization; phospholipid biosynthetic process; lipid storage.